Salvia miltiorrhiza (redroot sage) is the source of this 1074-nucleotide messenger RNA. Its product is annotated as eukaryotic translation initiation factor. Bases 134 to 754 code for a protein of 206 amino acids. The record is from RefSeq and is a predicted model, not a curated record. Gene Ontology annotation, cellular component: eukaryotic translation initiation factor 4F complex; cytoplasm. NCBI's taxonomy places the organism in Eukaryota, Viridiplantae, Streptophyta, Magnoliopsida, Lamiales, Lamiaceae. Gene Ontology annotation, biological process: translational initiation. Gene Ontology annotation, molecular function: translation initiation factor activity; RNA 7-methylguanosine cap binding. The transcript is spliced from 4 exons.
AAUUAGAAGCUAACUCAAAUCUAACCACGGUCAACUGGGGCUCUCUAGUCUCUACCCUUGAAACCCCACACAAAUAUCUCUCUUCACUCCUUUCUUUCCCAACCCUUUUUUUUCGGUGAUUUGAUUUGGUCAAAUGGCAUCUGAGGUGGCGGCUGCAAUACCAGAACUCCCGGCCGAGGCGCCGCCCGCGGCGGAGAAGCAGCCACACAAGCUCGAGAGGAAGUGGACAUUUUGGUUCGACAACCAAUCCAAGCCCAAGCAGGGCGGCGCCGCCUGGGGCUCUUCUCUUCGCAAGGGAUAUACUUUCGACACCGUCGAAGAAUUCUGGUGUUUAUAUGAUCAGAUAUUUAGACCCAGCAAGUUCCCUGCAAAUGCUGAUUUUCACUUAUUCAAAGCUGGAGUGGAGCCAAAAUGGGAAGACCCCGAGUGUGCUAAUGGGGGCAAGUGGACUGUGACUAGCAACAAAAAGUCUGAUCUGGACAACAUGUGGUUGCAAACUUUAAUGGCUCUAAUUGGAGAGCAGUUUGAUGAUGCCGAUGAGAUAUGUGGAGUGGUUGCCAGUGUGCGCCAAAAACAAGAUAAACUCUCAUUAUGGACCAAGACUGCAGCCAAUGAAGCAGCUCAGAUGGGCAUUGGACGGAAGUGGAAGGAGGUGAUUGAUAUCACUGACAAGAUCUCCUAUGGCUUUCAUGUACGUAUUAUCGCUCUUUCUAUGUAUUGUACACUUGGAUACCUCCUUUUCUUAAUGUUUUAGUAUUUUGUGGGUGACUACAGGAUGAUUCGAGAAGAGAAAGUAGAGCGCCAAGAAGUCGAUAUCAAGUGUGAAGCAAGAGCCUAUAAUGUUGUCGAAGCAUGCUUCUGAUUGAGUUCCCAAACCUAUCUUCUCUUCCGAGUGAAUUACUGGUGUUUUGUCUCUCAGUCUAUCUGUUAUAUUUUGAAUUGAUAUAUGCCUUAUUGAAUCAUAUUACCUGUGAAAUCUCAUUCUACAUGUCUUGUCUUUUUAUCAGAAGAUUGUUGUAAAACUUUUUUCUAUAAGUUUUGAAUAUUAGCAAAAUGUAAGAGCUCAUUCAUCUA